Thlaspi arvense is the source of this 529-nucleotide messenger RNA. Lineage: Eukaryota; Viridiplantae; Streptophyta; Magnoliopsida; Brassicales; Brassicaceae. The record is from the annotation of a GenBank genome assembly.
AUGACAAUUGUGAAUCUUCCAGAGCGAGCUGAGAAGCUUGGAUCAAUAGGGAAAUCACAAAGCCACAACCGACAUUUAUUGAAGCCACAUGCACAAAGACGGACAAGGACUUAUGGUGUCGUUGAAGAGAUAAUAGAAAGAGACGCAACAGCUUGGAUGCUUUCUGCUCUCUGGUUAGAAACUGUGAGUAUGUGUAGGACUUUCACACAAACUCUCCAUCCUGUUUUGAAAGGCUUGACCUCGGACAGGUACUAUCCGGUUCAACAAAUGGUUCAAAAUCACACAAAUGGUUUAGAUUAUAAUCUGUUCAAUAUGACAACAGAAGAGUAACAAAGAAUCGCAUAAAUGGUUUAUAUUUUAGUUAAAGUUCAAAUAGUUAGUAUCGUUUAAUUUAUUUACAAAGUUUAUACAUUUAUUUAUAUUAAUUCAUUAAUAGCAAAUGAUGUAAUAAACACGUUAGACAAAGAUUAAUUUAAAAUUAGGAUCCUCUUUUAAUAGUAUAAAUUUAUUUUACAAUUUAUGAACACAG